CAACAGAACAAUACACAUACUUUCUGCCUAUAUAUACCAAGACUUCGUAAAGAAUGUUAACUUUUUUUUUUUUCUCUUUAACUUGUUAACUUCGAGCUUCAGAACUCUAUGGUCUGCUUCAAGUUCAAAUCGCCUUUCCGGUUACUUGGUAAAUGUGGAAAACAACAAAUAGAAAGUGAAGAUAUCUUGGUGAACAAGGUAAAUGUGGAUGAGGAGUACAAGGAAACCUUAAGAACCAAGUCAUAUACAGAUAUAUCCAGCAAAGUUGAGGGUCACCUACUAAGUAAAACCAUGGAAACCUCAUCUUCUGUUCGGCCUAUUCAACUUCAUCUCUUCGAGUCGCUCUUAGAACCGGGACAAGAAACAGUGGCCCAUAUUAUCGAAGGUUCGAAUCUUCAUCCCCUCCUCAUCGAUUACUUCGAGAUCACGAUAAAAGCAUGCUUUAUCUGCGAAGUACUUCUUCAAAGUAUCCAGCAGAUUCGAGCCAAUCACCGGGUGAUCAAGAAUGUACUCGACAUGAGACAAAAGGCGCUUUUCUCUAAUGAUAGAUGUUGUGCUAUGUUUCGAGACCUUGAUUCAUUUGCCACAAUAGGAAACCCUUUAUCAGCAAUCAGUCUAAGUGAAUUUCGUGAAAUGCAGAAUGGUCAGAGUGAUUUACUUGAUCGAUUAACGUUGCAAUGUAGGAAAAUUCGGAGGAGAAUGAAAAUCAGAAGGGGUGUGAAGAAAACCGUGGGAUAUACGAUAGUAGUGGCGUACACUGCACUUGCAUUUACUUUGAUGGUUCUUGCUUUUCAUAGUAUUGUUGGGCUUGUCGCAGCUCCGGCUCUUUUUACUUGUUCAUUUGGUUUCUUGAAGAAGCGUAACAAGCUGGUGAAGAUCAAGGCAAGUUCUAGGGAAAGAAUAGUAGCACAGCUUGAUGUUGCGGCAAAAGGGGUUUACAUAUUGAUCAAUGAUUUUAAUACCGUGAGCCGACUCGUGAUGAGGUUGUAUGAUGAGAUUGAACACAGCAAAGCCAUGGCAGAUAUGUGUGUUAGAAAUGGGAAGAUUGAGGUCUUGAAAGAGGUGGUGAGGGAGUUUCGGAUUGGGGAGACUUGCUUAAACGAGCAGUUAAAGGAGCUUGAAGAACAUAUAAACUUGUGUUUCCUCACGAUAAACCGAUCAAGAAGGUUAGUUGCUCAAGAGCUUAUGCAUGGAGCCAAUAGAUCUAAAAUGUGAUUGGUGGUUACAUGAUGAUUUGAGACAAAUGGUUCCUUUCGACAGUUACUGUAGUCCUAUAGUUUAAGUGGUACCUUGCCCCUUGCCCAAGACUAUUUUUCAAAUUUCUUUUAUUCAAUCAUCUGCAGACUCCAGUUAAAACUAUGCUGGCUCUGUAAAUUCAAUAAUUUUGUGACAGCACUUGUAAGUACACUGAAUAUAGGGGGAAAAGACGGUCAGAACCGGGGUGGCGCUGUUGCUUACCUUGGCAUCAUUUUUUUUUGUCAGCUUUGUAAAUUUUUCGCAGACUCUGAAUAAUCUAAGGAACUGCAAUAUUUGUGAAACG
Daucus carota subsp. sativus is the source of this 1540-nucleotide messenger RNA. RefSeq names its product UPF0496 protein At1g20180. Bases 109 to 1215 code for a protein of 368 amino acids. Lineage: Eukaryota; Viridiplantae; Streptophyta; Magnoliopsida; Apiales; Apiaceae. The record is from RefSeq and is a predicted model, not a curated record. The transcript has 2 exons.